AACGUUUCCCCCACUAUGUCGAGCACUCCCUAUCCAAAAGGGAGGGGGACAGGGAUUUUGGGAGUCCAGAGAAACUGUCUUGAAAGUUACAAUCAACGUGCAGGCCACCCUUUCCUCACUCGCUCCCUUGAUAGUCUAAAUUCAUGCUUUGUCCAGCUCGAGGGCUGUUCUUCCUCUUACAGUAACUUCUCUUCUUUUUCCAAGAACAUCUCCUCCAAUGUGCUGGAAGAGUCUGCUGUCUCGGAUGACGUCCUCUCCCCUGAUGAAGAGGGCAUCUGCUCUGGAAAGUAUUUCACUGAGCAGGGGCUUGUAGGGUUACUUGAGCAAGCAGCUUCCUCAUUUACUAUGGGUGGACUUUACGAGGCUGUCAAUGAGGUCUACAAGAUCCUCAUUCCCAUCCAUGAAGCUAAUCGUGACUUCAAGAAGCUGGCAAUGCUGCACGGCAAACUGCAAGAUGCCUUCAGCAAGAUCACCAACCAAGCCUCUGGCUGGGAGAGAAUGUUUGGAACAUACUUCCGGGUUGGCUUUUAUGGCUCGAAGUUUGGAGACCUGGAUGAGCAAGAGUUUGUUUACAAGGAACCCUCAAUCACCAAAUUGGCUGAAAUAUCUCACCGACUUGAGGAGUUUUAUGCGGAGCGCUUUGGGCAUGAAAUGGUAGAAAUCAUCAAAGGCUCAAACCCUGUUGACAAGGCAAAACUGGAUCCCAACAAGGCAUACAUCCAGUUGACUUACGUGGAACCAUUUUUUGACACGUAUGAGUUGAAGGAUCGUGUCACGUAUUUUGACAAGAACUACAACCUGCGCACCUUCAUGUUUUGUACACCGUUCACAUUGGAUGGACGAGCACAUGGUGAUCUCCAUGAGCAGUUCAAGCGCAAAACUUUGCUCACCACUUCACAUGCUUUCCCCUACAUCAAAACCCGCAUCAAUGUCAUCCACAAGGAGGAGAUUAUUCUCAUCCCAAUUGAGGUUGCCAUUGAGGACAUGCAGAAGAAGACCCAGGAGCUGGCUUUUGCCACCCACCAGGAUCCACCUGAUGCCAAAAUGUUGCAGAUGGUGCUUCAGGGAUGUGUUGGCACCAUAGUCAACCAGGGCCCACUGGAAGUGGCACAGGUGUUCCUGGCUGAGAUCCCUGAUGACCCCAAGCUGUAUCGGCACCACAAUAAGUUGCGGCUCUGCUUCAAAGAUUUCACCAAGAGGUGUGAAGAUGCCCUCCGCAAGAGUAAGACCCUGAUUGGACCAGAUCAACGUGAGUUCCUCCGAGAGCUAGAAAGGAACUACCAGCGCCUGAAAGAAGCCCUGCACCCACUUCUCAACCGCAAAAUCCCUCAACUCUACAACCCCAUUGCUCCUCUUUCUGUACACAGAAACUCCUUCAACAGAUUGAGUCUGAGGAAGAUUGAAGCCUAGGAAAGGAGAUGCACCAUUGAAAUGGACCAUCUGAACCACAGAGACCCAGUGCUGGAAAGGGCCACCAACUGUACAUUGCUCUAGAUUUCAGCCAUUCUGUGGACAUGUUGCUCUGCACUGGGAAGUAACACUGGGAUUUGGAAUUUCUUUCUGUGCCAUUCCAGACUUGUUUCAGCUUGUGAGGCCUACCAGUCUUGUCACUCCAACAGGAAAGAGACUAUGUGAGGAAGAGGGUGCUGGGAAUGAUCUGACCUCCCACGUACUGCCCUGCUGAGGGCUGUGCUCCAUCUCAGGAAGCUUCUGACUGUGCAACUUCCAGAUCGGGCGCUCUGCAGAUCUUCUUGACUGAAGUCAAAUUUGCUUUAUGCAUAUGGGCAUUGCACUUCCAGAGACUGUAGUUGAGGACUUAAACACUGUGGGUUCUGUGUCUUUGUCUCUUGGAGAGCUGGGUUUAGCUGAGAGGCUCAGGCUCUCUUCCCAUCUUUCUCUUGUUACGUGUUGCACUGUCCUUUUGACCGCCAACAAUUUGGAGCAGCCAGCUAUUCAUGGGUCAACAAGAAUGACUGGCCUAUGUUUUGGAAUUAAUUUCUAACUCAGGGAAGAAGGUAGUAAUAUCUUGGAGUAAUUUAAAAACUUAGGACAUCCAGGUCCUGUGCCUGGCCUUAAGAGGUGACCAGACCAGGAGUUGAUCUGCCCACUCAAGAAUGUAGUCUGAAGCCUGGGAUUUGGCUCUGCUGUUCACUUCCUUCACAGACACUCUAAAUGCCAUUUUAUAUAGCUGGUCACCAGGGGAUGGCUGUCUACCUAUCAGCUACCUUCUGGAAUCCUCAACUUGUUUUACCUUUCCAACACAGGCCAAAGAUCUUUUUCUAUUUAACAUGCCUCUUACUAAAACCUUUCUAGAGCAGGGAUAAAAUUUAUGUAAUCACAGCAGUGCCUUCUAGGGCAUAGUUUGCAGGGGGAGGGCCUGUUUACUUCUCUUUGCCCAAAUGCCAUCUGGGGCUGUUUGUAUGUCUUGUUUCUUAAGAAGAUACGCCUCCAUGAGUGCCCCUUUCUUCCUUCUAGUGCCUCUGCCCCAUCUCCACAAUCAAAAAGCUGAAGGAAGUUUCCCUCUCCAGGGUAGAACUGAAUCUAGGCUUUGCUGUGCUGAGUAGCAUUCUUCUUCUGCAGGACUCCCAUCACAGGGGCAGAAUGGAGUAUUUGGAUGAGAAAUGGUGCAUUGAUGAAAAAUUUGGGUUUUGUUUUGUUUUUUAACUAGAGAAAGUCCAGAUUUACUUGAAACUGGUGGAGAGUAUUUCAUGAAAAUUGCCCAGGAUUGAUCCGUCUUUUAUGUUUAUAUGGGCUCCCUGAUUUGGCUUAGUGUUUAUAAGUACACUGUUUAAAAUCACUUCCAUGUCAAACCAGAAGGGAACAGCCACAGAGGAUGCAAGAACUGCAUCCCCAACAUUUUCAGCCAUCCCAAACCCCUGCAAUCCUCACCCAUCACAUCUAAUUUUUAAAGCUUGCUGUUUCAACCCUUUUUAUGGGUGAAGGAACAGCAUUUAAUUGGAGGUGCAAUUCUGUUUUUAAAGCUGCCCAUUCAGUAAACCAAACUGUACUAAAGCAGGCAAAUGUGUGCAGACAGACCUGAAUCUGUUCUACAUUCAUCCUUUAAAAAACGUUUUCAGAGACUUUUAUAGGCACAAGGCCAUUGGGACAUAUGAGGCCCCCCAUUUGUUUCUCUUCACACAUUCUUUUCCUCUUGCUUUACCAAACAAGGACCUGAAGAUGAAGGUUUCUGCUCCUUCUUAAAAGUGGAGAGCAAAUGAUCAGUACUAGGACUCAGUUACCUUCCUAUAACCAAAGCUACAACUAUUUGGAUCCAAAAUGUACUCCUACCCUCUUCUCUGGAUAAGGGUUCUAUUGUUUCCUAUCUUGCUCCAAUAUCUCCUAGUGUGAAUCUUUGUGCCGUGGCCACAUCUAAGGUGCAUAAUUCAGCCUUGAUUUUUUGUCUGUCUUGCUCCUCAAUGAAGGAAGUUGUAAACAUUUUAUUUAUAAUGCAGUUUUAAAAAAACAUGUGAAUAAACUGAUUCUGUUCUUUUUUAAAAAUGA
This is a messenger RNA of Sceloporus undulatus (fence lizard), 3501 nucleotides long. Its product is annotated as dedicator of cytokinesis protein 7-like. Bases 16 to 1410 code for a protein of 464 amino acids. Lineage: Eukaryota; Metazoa; Chordata; Lepidosauria; Squamata; Phrynosomatidae. Gene Ontology annotation, cellular component: cytosol. Gene Ontology annotation, biological process: small GTPase-mediated signal transduction; positive regulation of GTPase activity. The transcript is spliced from 10 exons. Gene Ontology annotation, molecular function: guanyl-nucleotide exchange factor activity. The record is from RefSeq and is a predicted model, not a curated record.